Molecule: messenger RNA, 1522 nt
Organism: Salvelinus namaycush (lake trout)
Lineage: Eukaryota; Metazoa; Chordata; Actinopteri; Salmoniformes; Salmonidae
Product: transcription cofactor vestigial-like protein 4
Exons: 5
Coding region: 29-844 (271 amino acids)
Biological process (GO): negative regulation of DNA-templated transcription
Molecular function (GO): transcription coactivator binding
Source: RefSeq, a predicted model, not a curated record
AUUCACAGACAAAGACAAUUAAGGAGCCAUGGCUGUUGCAAAUUUCCAAUACAUAACUCGGAUGAGCAGUGGUUUCAAAGUCUACAUCUUGGAAGGUCAGCCCAACCAAAGAAGUGAAGAUAGAUUCAGGCAUAUGGCCAAUGAGAGAGUUCGAGUGCCCCAAGUGCAUCCGGUCAAGCGCAAGCACAGCUUUGAGUGUGGUCUAACAUUGGAAGAAAGGCGAGAAAGUGCACAAAGCAGGAGCAACAUGAGAAGGCCAACUGUGUUUAGUGUUCCCCAGAGUCCCACAUCCUCCUGGAGCCCAACCCCCAGCCCCACAGGUCAUCUGCCCUGCCAUGUGUAUCCCACACCACCUAUCGAUGAGCCACUGGACCUAAUUAAGAAACCAAGGAAACAGCCUGAGAGGACAGAAGAGAAAACCAAAAGCACUACAGCCAUCAAUCAGAUGCGUCCUUCUGUGAUCACCUGUGUGUCCUCCACAAGAAAGCCCACCUGCAGAUCUGAGGUCGGCAGCAGUAGCCACUCCUCCACAGUGUUAUCUAAGCACAGCUAUGACCAUGUUGUGGAGGAACAUUUCAAGAGAAGCCUGGGGAUGGACUACCAAAUGGCCAGCUCCCGCCAGCUCUCCAUCAGCGUCUCUGUGGAUGACCAUUUUGCCAAGGCCUUGGGAGAAAAGUGGUUUCAGAUCAAAUCAAAAUCCUCCUCAUGUUCCUCGUCUACAUCCUCUCCACCCAGCAGCCCAAGUGUCACUCAUUCCCCCAGCUACGGCCACAGCCCAAACCAAGCUCCCAAAGAGUCUCCAAGUACCACCACUCCCACCUCCAGCUUCUGGUCAGUCAAAUAAAAGCUUUCCUGGAGAAAGAGUGAACUUUGAGACAUAGCAUUUAAUGCGAUACAGCGGCAGAUCCAUGCUUUUCAAGGAAUAAGAGCACCAAGGAGAUAACGUUGGUGAAAGUGUAGACUCGAGAACAGGAAUGUAGGAAUACUAAGCUACUCUAUAUGGUUGAACCAUUGAGUGCAUCUCCAUGAGUCUAUUCCCUGCCAGUGGAAAGGGGAGUUAUUUCAAUUUCAGGGGACAAGCAAAUGUUGCAGUGAUGUCUUUAUUUCUCAAUUUCUGUCCCAGCCUGUCCCAGCCUUUUCAAUAGCAUAUCUAUCUCUGAAUAGAUGGUGAUGUGGGAUGAUAGUUGGAGAAAAGAAAUGUGCCAUUAUAUUUCAUUAAAUGUGCCAUAUUUCAUUUCAUUCGGUGAAGAUGCCACUACUUUCGUGAUACUGUAUUUAUACUAUAUGUUUUUUAACGAACCUGGAUCCUAUUUUCAGUCUAAUAAAUUAUCUACUGUAUAUAGUGCUAACACAUUCACCAAAUCUGUUCAAUACAGUAACUUCACGUUUUUGUAUAAACUAUGGACAUCUCAAAAGGAAAAACCUAUUUGUGUUGGGAUAUUGCAAGUUAUUCCAUUAGCUUUAUGAAUUAAAACUUAAGCUAACCUUAUUAUUGUAUAAAAAAUAAACCUGGAGAUUUCAG